GAAACGCCGCCAUUUGCGCUGGUCUGCGAUGUACUCGCGCAACCCGAGCCUGUUCUUCUCAGACCUUCCGGCGGGUGCGUCUCUACGCGCUAAGAUCUGUGUGGCAUAUGCUGACUGUGCAGGCCUCACGUCGGCUCAAGACAACGACGUCGUAUGUACCCAAUUCAUUGGUAUCUCUACAGUGUAGGUAGGGGGAGCGCGACGCGACACCGCAUGCGCUACCGUCGUCCAAGCUGCGUAUUGCCAAGCUCAUCAAAGCGCAGCAAGGCCCGUGGAAGCGGCCAGAGCGGCUUGAGCACGACGAUGCUCCACCGCCGUCGUUUCCAACCCUUGCUGAGCUCGCAGCGCGGAAGAAGCAACCGCCGAGCAUCGAGACACACACGUUGGCCGCCAAGCGCAGAGUGUACGGCCUCGGUCCCAAGCUAGCGCUCAAGUAUGGCAAAGCGCCCUUGGCAGCAAUCAAAUCAGAGAAGGACGACCUCGAGCACCUCCGCAGUUCCAUGCAUCGCGUGGGCAAGAAUCUCCCGAUCCAGUUUUUGAAGGCGUCCAAACACACGGACUUUGCGAAGCGCAUGGCCACCGAGACCGUUGUCCGCAUCGUCUCGGCCAACUUUGAGCUCGCACGGCGCCGCGCCUUUGGCAUGUGGCAGACAUUUACAGACGCCCACCGCACCCGCGAGCAUGCGUUCAAGCGCCAUCGUCUCGAGCAACUUGCAGGUCUGGCGCGCAUUUUGUUCUUGUUGCAGACAAACGUCGAGCGCCGCUCUCGAUACAUUCUAACCGCUUGGGCGACCGAAGCCAAAGCGCGGACGCGUGCCAUUCAUACCUUUCACGCGAUUCGAAUUCAGUGUGCGUGGCGGCAAGCCAUGGCGCGGCGGCUGCGCCACCGUCUCUACUGUGCCCAUUUGGCAGCCUGCCAGCGACACAGCGCUAUUCACUCGCAGCGAUUGGUGCGAGGAUUCCUCGCGCGGCGCGAGUUUCGUCGCCGUCAAGUCGCCAAACAAGAGUCCAUGGCAGCCUUGCAAAUCCAGCGUGCUUACCACAACCAAGUCCUCUACCGCGCGUAUCGACGCCAAAAACAGAGUCGCGCGGGUGCGCUGCUGCAGCGCGUGUACCGCGGCCAUCGUGGCCGCGUUAUCGCGCUUGGUCGUCGUGCUGCGCUCGCCCAGUGUGCCACCAGCUAUGUUGUCGAGCAGCUGCUUCCGACCGCCGGCGCCAACGCAUGCCGACGCAUCGUGAGUGCCCACUGCAUCCAGCGCUGUGUGCGGCACGCGACUGCACGCUCCAACUACACCUGUGCCUACCCGAAGCUGCAUGCGCGCCGCCGGUACUUUCCCACAUUUCGCAUCCAGCGCACGUGGCACGUCUUUCGGUCCACACAGCUUGCGACAGUCGUGCGCCGUCUCGUGCAGGGUCUCUGGGCGGUGCAAGGACGGCUAUCUUGCAAGUUCGCCUACCGAGAUGCCCGGCGCGUCGAACGAGCGCAACGCCGCGCGGCGAUCGCGAUCCAACGCAUGUGCCGUGGCCACCUCGCCCGACGGCGCGUGCAGCCGCUCAUUGACGCCCGGCUCAAUGCGCUCGUCCAGUCGCUUCCACCGGGCUUUGUCGUCUCGCCGACCAUACUGCGCGGCCGGGGGACGCAAGCGAUGGCGCAGCUCGAGCAACAAGUGCAGAAAUGGCGCGGGCGGAAUGCGGUGACGCUUCAGCGUGUCUACCGCGGCCACGUGGGCCGUCACGUGGCCAAGCGCGUACGAAUUGCGUGGUGCCACCUCCUUAGCGUGCUCAACUGCCCCGUCCACGCGUUUCUUCGACGUCAGCUCGGUCGUCGCGUCCGGGCCCGCUGGGCGCGCAAGCGACACGCGCGUUUUAACAAAGCCUUUUUAGCGUGGAAGGGCAUUGCCCGCGCGCUCCAGCACGUCCACUUGCUACGGUCGUCGGCGCGGCUUCGGCAACUCGCCAACUGGCAUUUUGAAAAAGUGCUGCGCAAGAAAACACUGCGGCGGUGGCAGAUUGGGCUUGUGCGGCAGCGCGAAAUGCGCUUCAAGAAGCGCGUUGCGCAGUCCCACGCGUCGCUCUCGCGACAGACCAAAGCCUUCCAGCGCUUGUACGACCACGGACUUGCGGCCAUUGUUCACGAAAGGGUCUCGAUGCUGCAGUACAAGGUGAUGUUUGUGCGCGCGUGGCGCCUCCAUACGAUUCAAAUGCGCCACAUACGGGCCAUGGAGGCGCGGUACCACGCUCGGCUAUCGACCGCCAUGCUGGACCAGUGGCGCACAGUGUACAUCUGGGAUCAUCUGGUGCAAGGCCUUGCGCGACGGCAGCGCGAGGCGUCGUCGCAACGCUCGCAUCUGCGCGCCCUGCUCACGUACGUCGCUCGGCAACAGGCAGUUGCGGCGCAAUGGCGCCGACGCGGGCAGCAGCGUGGCCUUUCGAAAUGGGUUACGGCGCGGGCGUGGACGCUAUUGACCAACGACCAAGUCGCGCGGGCCCAUCGAUUUCGCGCGCGCCACAUUGUGCGUCGGUGGCGGCAGCUCCGCAGCGUUCAAGAGACCGCUAUGGCGCUCCGCACCAAGGUCCAUGCGUUUGCCACUGUCCACGGACAGCGGCGCGCGCUCGUCAACUGGCUCGUGUACACAGACGAAGCCCGCGCGUACCACGUUUUGUAUACAAAAGCGCAGAGUCUCUUCAAGCGCACGCACGUUGCGAAAGCCUUUGCCGAGUGGUUUCAGCUCUGGGCCGAGACCGCCGGCGAGCGUCGCAUCUACUUUGCAAAGCUUGUGCAGCGUCUCUGGCGCGGCAAGCUCAGUCGGCGCCGCUUUACGCAAGCCCGCGCUUUAGAGGACUACAAGGUGGCGCGGCGCAUCGAGCUCGGCACUGACAUUCCGCAGUUGGAACCAGACGCGAUCCAGGCGCUGGUGACUCCGGCAUUGCGCAGCAAGGAGUGGGUGCUACUUCUCGCCUACUUGCCGUGGACAGCACCGUCGCCGCGCAUGUACAAUGCAUUUGCGACGGUCGCGACUUCGUACUAUAAGAACAAACGUAUUGCGUUUGGCUGCGUCGACGCCACGCAGCGGGACGCGUCAAAAAGCAUUGCAUCCAAGUACCAGCUCGAGGACGCGAUGCUACCGCGGCUGCUUGUGUUUUGGCAAGGGCGUGGACCCGACACGCCGGCGCAGCGCGAUCCUGCGCGGCGUAUCACGCGCCGAUUUACCGCCGUCCAACUGCACUACCCGCACCCGCUCUUGCAGACACAGGAGCUCCACGCAUGGGUACGACGUCUCUUGUCCACUAGCCGCGAAUGCACAGCGAUUGAUCUCCAAGCCGAUUGGCGCCGGUUCCUCGUGCGGCUUCGGCGCUACUACCGGCGUCAAAUCUGCCGCCGCGACGCGAUCGUCCGCGUCGUACUCUGGUUUGUUCAGCGUCGGCGGGCGCGCCGGCGCCGGAACGCCACCAAGCUCCAGCGUUGGUACCGUCGGCGAAAAGAGCAAAUCGCUGCGUAUGCGCGCGUCGUGGCGUCCAUGGCCGCGUACCGCAGGCCGAUCGUGGCGUUUCAGCGCACCCUUCGGCGGCAUUAUUGCCGACGCCAGUUUCGUCGCGCCAUGGAUGAAAAACAUGCCACCGUUGAUAAGUACCCCCACGCGCCGCUGUGCUUGACGUGCGAGUGCGCGGUUGGCGUGCUCAAGUGCAUCGACUGCAACGAGCCGUACUGCGAUGCAUGCUUUGGCGUGUACCACAGCAGCGGCCAUCGCGCCAGCCAUCGAAGUAAACUGAUCGACUUUAUCGCGAUGCACGCCAACGACCCAAUGUGUGCCGACUGCCUUGUCGACCGGCCGCAGCGAGUCUGCAAGAGCUGUAAAAAAGGUCUGUGCGGACAGUGCCACAACAAGACGCACACUAUCGCGUCGGGUGCGCAGACGCAUGUGUACACGCGGGCGCGUGUGCUCUUGAAGACAUUCGAGCGCGCCCACAAGACGACCGCCAAGACGAGUGCGGUGAUGCACCGCAAACUUGAGAAAAAGCGAGCAACGUUGCUUCUGACCGAGACAGCCCACGAGAUUAUGCUCUCGCAACACUGGAUGUCGUUCACUCAAAGAGAGGCGGCGCGUGUUGCGACCGAGGCGGCGACCAAAAAAGAAGCCGACCGCGCGGCUGCACUGGCGUAUGCGAUGGCGCAGUUGGAACAGCCUGUGCUCGACGCGUUCGAAAUCUACGACCCGGACCACGGAGGCUACGUCGGGGCCGGGGAGCUCGCUAUGCUUUUGCGCAACGAGCUCUGCAUUCCGCUGACCAAGAAGCAGCUUGCCAUGGGCAUGCGCGCCAUCGACCAAGACGGCAACGGCCGAUUCGAGUGGCGCGAAAUUUGCGCUUGGCUGGCGGAAAUCGCGGUCGACCACAAGCUCGACGGUCGUCUCGAUGCGCUUCGACGCAAGAAGCUUCACGUACAAAAAGACUAUCGCAAUCUGCAACGAAAAAUCCGAAAGUGGAAGACUUCGGUCUUUCCGGCGCGCAAAAAGCGCAUCCGCACGGUGCCCGGGUUUCCCGACGUACCGCAAUUGCACCCUCUCGACGACUUUCAAAGCAAAAAGGCCGUCUUCUAUCGCUUUCUUAGCGCGGAAUUCGGCAUGAAGUGGAUCCUCCAAGACGUCCACGAGAUCGACUUGGCCAAUCAAAUGGCGGUGUUUGCGUCAACGUUUGUGUUGCGCUGGAACCGCGGACAACUGAAUUUCGAGUACUACUACGACGGCGUGACGUUCGAACAUGACAAUACCAUUUGGAAGCAAGUGUGGCAAGAAACGGACCGCAAGUACACGUUUACCAAUGUGGCCGAUGGCAGCGAGCAUUUCGCCGAUCCGCGCAAAGUUGAAAUGCUCUUUGCUCAAGCACGCGAAGCGUUCGGGGAGGUCGAUACGGACGGAUCCGGCCAAAUUGACGUGCUCGAGCUCUACCAUUUACUCAACCACAACCUCUGUGAGCCCGUGACGAUGGAUCAAGCGCGUACGAUCAUGGAGAGCAUUGAUAAAGACGCAAGUGGCGCCAUUGAUUUCAACGAGUUUUACACUUGGUACGCCUCGGAAAACAGCCAGCAAUGCCCCAAAUCGAUGCAGCACCGCGGGCUCCGAACCGCGCUUCGCACGCGACGGCAUGCCAAGCGCAUCGUCACGACCAGCUACAAGAAAGGGCUCGCGACAAGCAAGUCGGUUGUUCAAUCCGUCCAGAACCGGAUCGAAGCGCAGCGUCUCGCCAAAGCAUGCGAGGGCGCCGACCCCGAAAUGGUCGAGCUCCUCAUUGAGGGAUUUGACAAACCCAUGGUUCAUAAAGCGCUCAUGCUGGCUCAAAACGACGUCAACAAGGCGCGGACGUGGCUCCGGCAGCGCAAGGAGGAGGCCGAGCUCGACGCCAAGCAGCGAAAAGAAGCGCGCCAGAAGCGACGCAAUGCCCAACUGCGGGGGCUGCAUGCAGCCCAUUCGACGGCCAAAGAGGGGCUCGUUGGUAUCGCCAAGGCCAUAAAAUUGCUCAUUUUUGGUGACAAACCCAACCACGACGACGAGGUGGCGAUGAUUCUGCGCGACUUGCAACUCGACGUCAACCGCGCGGAAGGCAUCGUGCGAGACACGAUCGAAAACAGUUAGCGCCCUUUCUCAGCGCCCAAGGCUAGGGUAUGGGGCUAUUGUAUAGGUCGUCAAACGAGGACAUAGUUGUUGGCGCCAUAAUCCAUGGGUUUCGACUGGAGUUUGGUCAGGU
Molecule: messenger RNA, 5742 nt
Organism: Saprolegnia diclina VS20
Lineage: Eukaryota; Oomycota; Saprolegniomycetes; Saprolegniales; Saprolegniaceae
Exons: 22
Coding region: 501-5630 (1709 amino acids)
Molecular function (GO): calcium ion binding; enzyme regulator activity; protein binding
Source: RefSeq, a predicted model, not a curated record